Molecule: messenger RNA, 1612 nt
Organism: Myotis davidii
Lineage: Eukaryota; Metazoa; Chordata; Mammalia; Chiroptera; Vespertilionidae
Gene: SLC38A3
Product: solute carrier family 38 member 3
Exons: 11
Coding region: 75-1307 (410 amino acids)
Biological process (GO): L-glutamine transport; amino acid transmembrane transport; asparagine transport
Molecular function (GO): L-histidine transmembrane transporter activity; L-glutamine transmembrane transporter activity; L-asparagine transmembrane transporter activity
Source: RefSeq, a predicted model, not a curated record
CGGGGAUGACCCAGGGGCCGUCCGCUCUGCAGGCUGCUGAGUGUCGACGUGAGAGCGAGGCUGUUCCCUGAGCCAUGGAGGCGCCUCUGCAGACGGAGAUGGUGGAGCUGGUGCCCAACGGCAAGCACUCAGAGGGGCUGCACUCCAGGGGUGGUGAGGGAGGCCGAGGUGCCGGGAGGGAUGCUGACCCACCCCCUCCCUCCCAUGCGGCGCCGCAGUUUGAGGGGAAGACCUCGUUCGGGAUGUCGGUGUUCAACCUGAGCAACGCCAUCAUGGGCAGCGGCAUCCUGGGGCUGGCCUUCGCCAUGGCCAACACGGGCAUCAUCCUCUUCCUGGGAGGGCCGCUGACCCGGUGCCUGCCCGCCCCUCCCCCAGCCAUGUCCAGCUACCUGUACAUCAUCAAGUCCGAGCUGCCCCUGGUCAUACAGACCUUCCUGAACCUGGAGGAGAAAACUUCGGACUGGUACAUGGAUGGCAACUACCUGGUGAUCCUGGUCUCGGCCACCAUCAUUCUGCCCCUGGCACUGAUGCGGCAGCUCGGCUACCUGGGUUACUCCAGCGGCUUCUCGCUCACCUGCAUGGUUUUCUUCCUAGUUGCAGUCAUCUACAAAAAGUUCCAGGUGCCAUGCCCACUGCUCUCCACCUCCGCCAACAUCACAAGCAACUCCAGCCUUGGGGAGGGGACACCGCCCCUGGGGGAGACUUUCAGCUCAGACUCCUGCACCCCAAACUACUUCACACUCAACAUACAGACGGCAUACACCAUCCCCAUCAUGGCCUUCGCCUUCGUCUGCCACCCCGAGGUGCUGCCCAUCUACACGGAGCUCAAGGAUCCCUCCAGGAGGAAGAUGCAGCACAUCUCCAACCUGUCCAUCGCCGUCAUGUACGUCAUGUACUUCCUGGCUGCCCUCUUCGGCUACCUCACCUUCUACGGUAGGUGCUGGGCUGCGGGGGUGCGCCGGGCCAUCCAGCAGAUGCUGUUCCCGGACCGGCCGUUCAGCUGGCUGCGGCACGUGGUCAUCGCCGUCAGCCUGCUCACCUGCAUCAACCUGCUGGUCAUCUUCGCCCCCAACAUCCUAGGCAUCUUCGGGAUCAUCGGUGCCACGUCGGCCCCGUGCCUCAUCUUCAUCUUCCCUGCCAUCUUCUACUUCCGCAUCGUGCCCACCGAGAGGGAACCUGCCAAGUCCACCCCCAAGAUCCUGGCCCUUUGCUUCGCUGUGCUUGGCUUCUUGAUGAUGACCAUGAGCUUGAGUUUCAUCAUCAUUGACUGGGUGUCGGGGACCAGCCGGAGUGGAGGAAGCCACUAGGACAGCCCGUCCAGGUCUGCCGACUCAUCCUGCGCCCCUGCCCAGACUCCUCAGCCCCUGCUCGCACCCGGCGCCAGGCAGGGCCAGGAGAAAGGCGUGGCUAACGUUACUGCGGCGCAUGGCCCUGCCCCGUCCUCUCUGUGAAAGGCUUUUAUUUUUAAAAAGAACCAGGACCAAGGCCCUUGGCCCGACCCUGCUGGGCCCUGGGGCUGCAGCGCCUUCCUGAGCUGGGCGCGGGGGGGCUGCACCCCUGCUCCCCUCGUGUUGCCUCCCACACUCCAGCCCCUGCUCGCACCCGGCGCCAG